ACAGCUGAUCUGCGUGACUUGCACAGUGCCAAGACACAACCAAGACCAACACUCCUUCAUUUCAGGUGUCGUCGAUUCCGGAGCAAACGUGUGAAGGAUAUCUAAGCCCAUGGGACCUGCGAUCACUAUCAGAACCGCGGCUUCCGUUCAGAACAAGCCUGACCAGGCUCCACUGCUGCCAAGCCAUGUCCAUCACACCUACGGACUUAAGUCUCCGCCUGUUCGUCUUCCAGCGAUCCCUGCCCGGAGUUAUGGAUCUGUGUCUGAAGAUGAAAGCGGAGAAACGCAAGAGGCCACCCAUCACACCUCCAGAACUGGAACUGACUCGCGGCUCCCAAGCCUACCUAAACUGAGCCGUGAAUGUCUCAUUUCCGAGACCAAAUGCUACGGGCGGUAUAUACUCGCGUGCCUUAUAGUAUUCGCUCUGGGAGGAGUGCUUCUUGCCUCUUAUCUCUCUGCUAUCCUCUCCAAGGGGCACUGAGGGAUCCAUCGCGUCUGUACGCUGAACGGUCCGCAACACCGUGAAUGCGAAGCACGCGCCCCUGCUAUAGGGGAUGUUCGGUCUAGCCGAAAUAGUAGGAGCAGGAUAAAUGCCGUGCCAAGAGGAACAGCAAUCAGAUCAAGACAAACGCAAAAGCCGCACGGAGACACGAGGUUGCAGGGCGAUUAGAGUUGUGAU
Molecule: messenger RNA, 679 nt
Organism: Cantharellus anzutake
Lineage: Eukaryota; Fungi; Basidiomycota; Agaricomycetes; Cantharellales; Hydnaceae
Exons: 2
Coding region: 110-481 (123 amino acids)
Source: RefSeq, a predicted model, not a curated record